AUGACCACCCAAAAGCGCACCGUGCUGAACUUCAAAGCAGCCUUGAUUUGGCGUGAGCUCAUCAUGGCCUUGCGCCGUGCCGUUAUGGCUCGCCACGACAACAUCAUCGACGACGUCGUCGUCAAGAUCGAUCCAAUUGACACCAAGCUUUGCGCCGUUGGCAACCACACUGCUUGGAAGCAGGAAAUUAUUCAUCGCAUCAACGACGCCGGCCUCCUCGGUCACCUCGAGGGCACUGCUGUUCGACCUGAGCGUCCCGCCGACGCCAUCGCUCACUUCGACAAGAAACAGCAGGCCGUCAGGGAGUACAUCAUGCGGAGCAUCACCAACUCUGCUAUCCAGGAAUGCAUCUUCCAGGGCUUUGUCGACGGCGAAGUCACUCUCGACACCCCGGCCGACAUCAUGUACGCGGUGGCCACGAAGACCCGCGCGCACCGCAUGGCGGUCAUGGAAAGUCUCGACAAGUUUCUCGCCUGCGAUGGCAGCGAGUUCGACAACCUCGGAGCCCUCACCAGCGGUCUUCACCGAGCAUGGCUUGACCUCAAGAUCGAUCACCCGGCUCUCUCGGACGACAUCUACAUCGCCGUGAUGCUUCGCGUCACCAAGAACGCGUACCCCCACGCCUACGAGGCCCUCGACACCGAGCUUUACAUGGGAAACCUUACGGUCAAGGCCAUGCGUGACAUUCUCCUCGAUGAAGCCGACCGCGGCAUCAUCGGCGAGACCGCCGUCAUGGUCCGCAACUAA
This is a messenger RNA of Purpureocillium lilacinum, 747 nucleotides long. RefSeq lists its product as uncharacterized. The record is from RefSeq and is a predicted model, not a curated record. Lineage: Eukaryota; Fungi; Ascomycota; Sordariomycetes; Hypocreales; Ophiocordycipitaceae.